GUUUGAUGAGCUUAACUAACAAAAUAUGAAAAAUUCUUAACUAUGGUGAGCAUACCUGCACACAGUUCCACCAAUAACUGCGAAGAAAAUUAGAAUUGUUAAACAGUGGGAAAAAAUUCUAACUCACAACUAAACAUAGUUAAGCUGAUAUUGUUUAGUUUAGUUUAGUUACUACCAUAAGAAUAUAAUAACAACUAGAAACAAUGGCUGGAGCAGGACCAAAGACUUAUAUGGGAUGGUGGGGUAACAUGGGAUCCACCAAACAAAAAUAUGUUACAUCAUAUUCCGUUUCCCCAUAUGCUACUAAACCAUUUAAAGGUGCUUUAUAUAAUGCAUUCUUCAAUACUUUUAGAAGAACUAAGAAUCAAUUCCUUUAUGUUGCCAUUCCAGCUGUUAUUGUUUGGAAUGUCUGGACUAAUGCCAGAGAUUACAAUGAAUACUUGUAUACCAAGGAAGGUAGAGAAGAAUUAGAAAGAGUUAAUGUUUAAUCGAUCUAUUUUCAACUUGUCAUGACUUAUAGCAUAUAAAUCCAUAUAUCUCACAUAACAUUUAUUUCAUAUUCGAGGUAAUUGAUUGAUUCCUUGACUUUUAUAUAUAAACACAUAUUCGUUUAAUACAAAUUCAUAUAUUUUGAAAUAUUGAAA
Molecule: messenger RNA, 644 nt
Organism: Scheffersomyces amazonensis
Lineage: Eukaryota; Fungi; Ascomycota; Pichiomycetes; Serinales; Debaryomycetaceae
Gene: QCR8
Product: ubiquinol--cytochrome-c reductase subunit 8
Exons: 1
Coding region: 204-488 (94 amino acids)
Biological process (GO): mitochondrial electron transport, ubiquinol to cytochrome c
Source: RefSeq, a predicted model, not a curated record